AUGGCGCUGCUGUCGCUGCUGCCACCGCUGCUGCCGCUGCUGCUGGCGGUGCCGGCGGGCUCCGCCGAGGGCGCGGCGGUGGCACUCACCCCCGAGCGGCUUCUCGAGUGGCAGGAUAAAGGGAUCUUCAUUAUCCAAAGUGAGAACCUCGAGAAAUGCAUUCAAGCUGGCAAAUCUACACUGACCCUGGAGAGUUGCAAACCACCCAACAAGUACAUGCUGUGGAAGUGGGCUUCAAACCACCGCCUCUUUAACAUCGGAGGCAGCGGCUGCCUAGGUCUGAAUGUGUCUAAUCCAGAGCAGCCACUGAGCAUAUACGAGUGUGAUUCCACCCACAUUUCCUUGAAGUGGCGCUGUAACAGGAAGAUGAUCACCGGCCCGCUCCAGUACAUGGUCCAGGUGAAGCACGACAACACGCUUGUGGCCUCCUGGAAAUAUCUUCAUAAGUGGGUUUCCUAUAUGUCAGGCGGUGGAGGCAUUUGUGAAUAUCUGCACAAAGAUUUGUAUACAAUCAAAGGGAACGCCCACGGGACACCGUGCAUGUUUCCCUUCCAGUAUAACCGGCAGUGGCAUCAUGAAUGUACCCGGGAAGGGCGGGAAGACAACUUGCUGUGGUGUGCCACGACCAGCCGAUACGAAAGAGAUGAGAAGUGGGGAUUUUGCCCAGAUCCCACAUCUACAGAGGUGGGUUGUGACGCUGUCUGGGAGAAGGAUCUCAAUUCACACAUUUGCUACCAAUUCAACCUGCUUUCCUCCCUCUCCUGGAGCGAGGCACACUCUUCAUGCCAGAUGCAAGGAGGUGCUUUAUUAAGUAUUGCAGAUGAGACUGAAGAAAAUUUCGUAAGGAAAAACGAUGCUUGGAAAUAUUAUGCUACCCACUGUGAGCCUGGCUGGAAUCCCCACAAUCGUAAUUGCUAUAAACUUCAGAAAGAAAAAAAGACCUGGAAUGAAGCUUUGCAUUCUUGCCAGUCCAAUAACAGUGCAUUAAUAGACAUAGAUUCGUUAGCAGAAGUGGAGUUUCUUGUAACCUUCCUUGGAGAUGAAAAUGCAUCAGAAACAUGGAUUGGUUUGAGCAGCAAUAAAAUUCCAGUUUCCUUUGAAUGGUCUGAUGGCUCCUCAGUCAUCUUUACUAAUUGGCACACACUUGAGCCCCAUAUUUUUACAAAUAGAAGCCAGCUAUGUGUCUCAGCGGAGCAAUCUGAGGGACACUGGAAAGUUAAAAAUUGCAAAGAAACACUUUUUUACGUUUGUAAGAAAACAGGCCGUGUCCUUUCCGACACUGAAUCAGGUUGCCAAAAGGGAUGGGAGAGACAUGGUGGAUUCUGUUACAAAAUUGACACUGUCCUUCGAAGCUUUGACCAUGCCUCCAGUGGUUACUACUGUCCUCCUGCACUUGUAACCAUUACAAACAGGUUUGAACAGGCUUUUAUUACCAGUUUGAUCAGUAGUGUGGUAAAAACGAAGGACACUUAUUUUUGGAUAGCUCUUCAAGAUCAAAAUGAUACAGGAGAAUACACUUGGAAGACGGCAGGGCAGAAGACAGAGCCGGUGAAAUACACACACUGGAAUGCACGUCAGCCCCGCUACAGUGGUGGCUGUGUUGUCGUUCGAGGAAGGAGUCCCCCUGGUCGCUGGGAAGUGAAGGACUGUAGACACUUUAAGGCAAUGUCCCUGUGCAAGCAACCAGUGGAAAAUCAGGAGAAACCUGAGCAAGAAGAGAGAUGGCCCUUUUCCCCCUGCUAUUUGGAUUGGGAGUCAGAGCCUGGCCUGGCCAGUUGCUUCAAGGUAUUUCAUAGUGAAAAAGUUCUGACGAAAAGAACAUGGAGAGAAGCUGAAGAAUUUUGUGAAGAAUUUGGAGCUCAUCUUGCAAGCUUUGCCCAUAUCGAGGAAGAGAAUUUUGUGAAUGAGCUUUUACAUUCAAAAUUUAAUCGGACAGAAGAAAGGCAGUUCUGGAUUGGAUUUAACAAAAGAAACCCACUGAAUGCUGGCUCUUGGGAGUGGUCUGAUGGAACUCCUGUUGUCUCUUCAUUUUUAGACAAUAAUUAUUUUGGAGAAGAUGCGAGAAAAUGUGCUGUUUAUAAGGCAAAUAAAACGUUGCUACCCUCAUACUGUGGUUCCAAACGUGAAUGGAUAUGCAAAAUUCCAAGAGAUGUGAGACCCAAGAUUCCACCCUGGUACCAGUAUGAUGCACCCUGGCUCUUUUAUCAGGAUGCAGAGUACCUUUUUCAUACCUCUGCCUCGGAAUGGUCCUCCUUUGAGUUUGUCUGUGGCUGGCUGCACAGUGAUAUUCUCACUAUUCAUUCUGCACGUGAACAAGAAUUCAUCCACGGCAAAAUAAGAGCGCUAUCAAAAUAUGGUGUAAACUGGUGGAUUGGACUUCGGGAAGAAAGAGCCAAUGAUGAAUUUCGCUGGAGAGAUGGAUCACCAAUAAUAUACCAGAACUGGGACAAAGGAAAAGAAGAAUCCAUGAUUAAACAGAGCCAGAGAUGUGGCUUCAUUUCAUCCAUAACAGGACUCUGGGCUAGUGAAGAGUGUUCAGUUUCUAUGCCUAGCAUCUGUAAGCGAAAAAAGUUUUGGAUCAUAGAGAAAGAGAAAGAUACACCAGGAAAACAUGGAACAUGUCCCAAAGGAUGGUUAUAUUUUGACUAUAAGUGCCUUUUGAUGAAAAUCCCCAAGGACCCAAGCGAUUGGAAGAACUGGACAUCUGCUCAAGAUUUUUGUGUUGAAGAAGGGGGGACACUUGUCGCCAUUGAAAAUGAGGUGGAACAAGCUUUCAUUACUAUGAAUCUUUUUGGCCAUACCACUAAUGUGUGGAUAGGGUUACACAAUGAUGAUUAUGAAAAAUGGCUAAAUGGAAGGCCCGUGUCAUUUUCUAAUUGGUCCCCAUUUGAUAUAGUAAAUAUUCCAUCUCAUAACACCACCGAAGUUCAAAAACGCAUUCCUCUCUGUGCCUUGCUGUCAAAUAAUCCUAAUUUUCAUUUCACUGGAAAAUGGUAUUUUGAAGACUGUAGAGAAGAAGGCUAUGGGUUUGUUUGUGAAAAAAUGCAGGAUACUUCUGGACACAGUAUAAAUACAUCUGAUAUGUACCCAAUCCCCAAUACCUUAGAAUAUGGAAACAGAACUUACAAAAUAAUUAAAGCAAAUAUGACUUGGUAUACAGCACUAAAAACCUGCCUGAUGCACGGAGCAGAACUGGUCAGCAUUACAGACCAGUACCACCAGUCUUUCCUCACUGUUAUCCUCAACCGGCUAGGACAUGCCCACUGGAUUGGACUGUUCACUGAAGAUAAUGGUCUUAAUUUUGACUGGUCAGAUGGCACCAAAUCCUCCUUCACUUUUUGGAAAGACGAUGAGUCAUCCUUCCUGGGUGACUGUGUUUUCGCCGACACCAGUGGACACUGGAGUAGCACAGCCUGUGAGUCAUAUCUGCAAGGAGCCAUUUGUCAUGUGCCCACAGAAACAAGACCAUUUGGAUACCCAGAGUUGUGCUCAGAAACAUCUAUUCCCUGGAUAAAAUUCAAAAGUAAUUGCUACAGUUUUUCUACAGUCUUAGACAGUACGAGUUUUGAGGCUGCUCAUGAAUUUUGCAAAAAGGAAGGAUCUAAUCUUUUAACAAUCAAAGAUGAAGCUGAAAAUUCAUUUCUCCUAGACCAGCUUUUAGCUUUCAGUUCUUCUGUCAAGAUGGUUUGGCUGAAUGCUCAGUUUGAUGGUGACAAUGAAACCAUAAAGUGGUUUGAUGGAACUCUCGCAGACCAGUCAAACUGGGGUAUUAGGAAGCCAGAGAUGGACCACGUCAAACCCCAUCUGUGUGUUGCCCUGAGGAUUCCCGAAGGAGUGUGGCAGUUAUCCUCAUGUCAAGACAAAAAAGGAUUUAUAUGUAAAAUGGAAGCAGAUAUUCACACAGUAAAGGAGGAUCCAGGAAAAUGACCAAGUCACAGCAUUAUACCCCUUGCAGUAGCAGUGACACUGAUAGUAAUUCUGGCAAUUUCCAUACUUUCCUUCUGCAUAUACAAGCACAAUAGUGGUAUCUUCAGGAGACUUGCACAGUUUGGAAAUCCUUACUAUCCUGCAACCAACUUUAGUACAGUACAUUUAGAAGAAAAUAUUCUCAUUCCUGAUCUUGAGAAGAAUGACCAAUAA
Lipotes vexillifer (Yangtze River dolphin) is the source of this 4140-nucleotide messenger RNA. RefSeq names its product phospholipase A2 receptor 1 (gene PLA2R1). The record is from RefSeq and is a predicted model, not a curated record. The transcript is spliced from 28 exons. Lineage: Eukaryota; Metazoa; Chordata; Mammalia; Artiodactyla; Lipotidae.